Caenorhabditis briggsae is the source of this 2541-nucleotide messenger RNA. The record is from RefSeq and is a predicted model, not a curated record. Gene Ontology annotation, biological process: protein phosphorylation. Gene Ontology annotation, molecular function: ATP binding; protein kinase activity; protein binding. Lineage: Eukaryota; Metazoa; Nematoda; Chromadorea; Rhabditida; Rhabditidae. The coding region runs from base 1 to 2541 and encodes 846 amino acids. The transcript is spliced from 13 exons.
AUGGGAAACUAUAAAUCCAGACCAUUAACUUCCUGUUCAGACGAACUCAAAAAGAAAAUCUCCGAGGGUUACUCAGUGGUCAGAAGUCGUCUCAGUGAUGACGUCAGAUCCAGAUCAAAUUUGGGAUGGAUAGAUGUACAAAUCGCGGCCUUUGAAAAAUCGCUAGAAGAAUUCCAACAACUUGUCAACACUGAAAACGCCGACUCAAAAUCCGCCCAACAUCUGAAUUUAUAUCACAUCAUUUGUGCUGGUCACGCCGAUUCUCAACCUGAAAAACUGCUACACCUUAUCCAACUCCUACCAACGGACUCCUCGAAAUUCUUGAUAUCCUCCCAAUCGGCAAAUGGUUUUACCCCUUUACACAUUGCUAUCUAUCGAGGGGAUCCAGCGAUUCUGAAAGCGUUAAUAUCAUCAGAAUUAGUAGAUUUAGAUCAAUCAGGACGUCAUCUGUUGCCCCCACUUCAUUUGGCUGCCAUGAUUGGUGAUUCAGAAAUGUUGACGGUGCUGUUGGCGGCUGGAGCAAAUAUUCAUGUUGUUGAUUUUGUACAUUUCACUGCUCUUCAUUGUGCAACCUAUUUUGGUCAGGAAAGUGCCGUUCGAACUCUUUUAGCGGCUAAUGCCAAUGCAAAUCUCGGCGGAGCAGUUAAUGAUAGACCAAUCCAUCUGGCAGCUGCUAAAGGAUUAUCAGUUAUCACAAAAUUAAUGUUAGAAGCUCAAGCGGAUCCUCUGCUAGCUGACGACGAAGGUAAUCAAGCUCUGCAUUACGCUGCUAAAUCUGGAAGCCUUACUAUUCUAUCAAUGCUAAUCAGACAUGUAAAAGGGAUCAACGAUCGAAUAUGUUCUAGGAAUCUUUACGGAGACACUGCACUUCAUUUAUCAUGUUACAAUGGACGUUUGGAUAUUGUGAAAGCUAUUUUAGAAUGCUCCCCAACUAACAUUGUGAAUAUGGAGAAUGUUUUUUCGGAGACCCCAUUACAUGCAGCAUGUACCGGAGGUAAAUCAUUGGAGCUUGUUUCCUUCCUAAUGAAGUAUCCCGGAGUAGACCCCAACUAUCAAGGACAGGAUGGACAUACUGCUUUGCAUUCUGCUUGCUAUCAUGGGCACUUGAGAAUAGUACAAUAUCUUUUGGAAAAUGGAGCAGAUCAGUCAUUAGCUUCAAGAGCAUAUGAAGGAGGAUCAUUGAGGCAACAGGCGGGGACAGGAUCCACGCGUCCUUCCAAAGUGGCUUCUGCCAUAAUGGCUCUCAAUCGAAGUGACACCCCAUCAUCAAACGCUUCCUAUAAUUCUACAGUAUCCCUAGACGAUCAACAAACACCGGUUAUCUGGGCAUACGAAAGAGGCCAUGAUGCAAUUGUAGCCCUUCUCAAACACUACGCAUCCAGGACUGUUGAAGGAGACGUGUGCAGUGAAUACAGCUCGGGGGAGUCUUCAUACACUCCUCUACCAAGUCCUAUGGGUCGUUUGACAAGUCUAACUAGAGAUAAGGCAGAACUACUGCAACUGAGAUCUGCCCUACCUGCACCGUUUCAUUUGUGUUUGGCUGAAAUAGAGUUCCAGGAAUCUAUCGGAAGUGGGUCGUUCGGAAAAGUUUACAAAGGAACCUAUCGUGGAAAGCUGGUGGCCGUGAAGCGCUAUAGAGCAAUGGCGUUCGGUUGUAAAUCUGAAACCGAUAUGUUGUGUCGUGAAGUUUCGAUCCUUUCCAGAUUAGCGCAUCCUAAUGUGAUAGCGUUUGUAGGCACAUCGUUGGAUGACCCAAGUCAAUUUGCAAUUAUUACCGAAUUUGUGGAAAAUGGAUCCCUCUUCCGACUUCUGCAUGAGGAAAAGCGAGUCUUGGACCCAGCUUUCCGACUGCGGAUAUCACUUGAUGUAGCUCGAGGAAUGCGAUACCUACACGAAAGUGCAGCAAAACCAGUUAUUCAUAGAGAUCUCAACAGUCAUAAUAUUCUAAUUCACUCUAAUGGGAGGAGCGUAGUUGCAGAUUUUGGAGAGAGUCGGUUUGUUUGUCAGCGUGAGGACGAGAAUUUGACCAAGCAACCAGGGAAUCUCCGAUGGAUGGCUCCUGAAGUUUUUUCACAGUCGGGAAAGUACGACAGGAAAGUGGAUGUAUUCAGUUUUGCUUUGGUACUUUGGGAAAUUCACACAGCAGAACUCCCAUUUUCCCAUCUGAAACCUGCGGCUGCAGCUGCCGAGAUGACCUACAAACGGGGGAGACCUACGUUACCCAAUCAGCCGACAGUUCAAUUCCCAGCACAUAUUUUAAGCUUGAUCCCUCAAGCGUGGCAUCCCGAAUAUCAAAUGAGACCUGAUUUUGUAGAGAUCGUUCCCUUACUAGAACCUCAUGUAGAAUCGACACAUACGGAUAUGAAUGCCCCAUCUACCGUAUCCCAAUUAAAAUCACAAUGGGAGCAAUUGAGUGUGGCUCCUCCCCCUACUUCCAAAUUCCCACCAAUUUUGUCAGCGUUACACGGAAUCGCAGCGACUGGUACUGUAGAAGAAUUGAGACAACGGAUUGAUAAUAAUGGUUAUGUUAUUAAUAAAUGA